Molecule: messenger RNA, 2619 nt
Organism: Rotaria sp. Silwood1
Lineage: Eukaryota; Metazoa; Rotifera; Eurotatoria; Philodinida; Philodinidae
Source: the annotation of a GenBank genome assembly
AUGGCUUUGAGCGUACAUCGUAUAUCAGUAAUGACUUUCAACAUGUGGAAAGUCAGUAAUUAUCCUGGAAAUUGGCCGCAUCGUCGUCUACCCCUUCUUGAAUGUUUAACCACAUUUACACCUGACAUAUUGUGUGUACAAGAAUUACAUCCAUUAUUUCAUGAUCUUAUUGUUGAAGCUUUGCCAUCUCAUGCAUAUAUUAAAGAUGAUUUUGCUGGUUGGCAGAAUGAGAGUAAUAUAUAUUGGAAUGGAAAUUUAUUUGAUAUAGUAGAAUAUGGUAUUAUUGAUAUUGGCAUGAAAGAAACAUUACGACGUCUGUUUUGGGUACUUUUAAAAGUUAAAACACUUAAACUGACAACUGAAGAACAAACGAAGUCCGAAAAGAUCAUUACUCAACAAAUUUUGAUAGCAACUGCACAUUAUACAUGGGAAGGUCAUGCAGAAGAGCAUACAACAAAUAUUAAUCUACGUCAACAACAAGCACAACGUACAGCAACAGCUUUACACGCUUUACAAUCAAAGUUUGGUGAUCCUCAUUUAGCUAUGUUAUUUAUGGGAGAUUUAAAUGAAAAUUUUCAUCCACGACGUAUUUUACGUGAAGCUGGUUUUAUUGAUUGUUUUAGUGCAUUACGAUUACCUUGUCUUCCUACUCAUCCACAACGUCCUAGUACACCUAAAGAAGAUUUUCUUGGUGAUUGUCCAUUAGAUUGGAUAACGCAAAACAAUUAUGCACGUCCUAUUUUAGCGAAUGUAUUAAGAAAUUUGAUUUGUACAGGAGGAUAUUCGGUGUCUGACCAUUGUCCAGUAAUGUGUAUCUAUGAAAUAGGAUCUGGACCGAAUAACAAAGAUUAUAAUCUUAUUAUCAAUUUUGAUAAUAAUGAAUCACCAUUGAAGACUCCGCCAUUACCAGAUUUAUAUAAUAUCGUAAAUAAUAAUAAAAAUUUUAUUUUUGAUUCUGAGGUUGAGUCAGAUUUGCCCAGUGUUCUUGCGGAUACAUCUACUGAGAUACAACCAACAAUAACAUCUUUAGAAAAUCAGGUGCCAUCACACACAACUAUAAAUGAUUUUCCUUCUCAACCAUCUUUAAAUCUUCAAGAUGUAUGGAUAGAGUAUUCCGAACAAGAAACUUUUCAAAAUGAUGAGCAUCUGCCCACAACAGAAACAAUACAUAGUGAGACGAAUGAAUCGAUACCAGAUCUUGAGGAAUUUUGGAGACGUGGUGUGGCACAUGAGAAUAACACAGAUCCUAUUGUCGAAGAACCUACUGAUCAACAAAUAUCUAGCAUCACCGAUUUUUCUACUGUGGCAAAUGAUCAUUUUACAGAAUCUGAAAAUCAACAAGAACAUAAUACAUCAUUAAUUAAUAAUUUAUAUUUACCAUUACAAUCAUCUUCUAAUGAAAUAUCACAAAAUACUUUGAUAAAUACAGAAGCAUGUCCAUCAGGCAUAGAUGUAAUACCUUAUGGUUAUUUACUUCAUCCUAUUGCGCCAAAAACUCGUGUACGAUAUGAACGUGAAUUGAUUAAUAAUAAAAUGUCAGGUAAAAUGGCUCAUAUAAAAGAUUAUUUUGGAGAAAGUUCAAUAUUUAUUGGACCUGAUAGUUUAUUCACCAAUCGACAUCUUGAAAUUAGUUUACUUUCGAAGACGCCUGACAAUAGAUGUAUUUAUAGUCGUCAUACUUUUUAUAGUCCAAAUAUGCCUGAUGCAAAAAAAUUUUCUAAUCCAAUUUAUCUUGAAUCUAACCAAUUAGAUGUUGAAUGUAAUUUUAUCAAACUAAAAUUAAUGAUUGCUAAAAAAUGUCAACAAGAUUUAUUACGUAACAGUGAAUCUGAUAAACAAUAUCAUUGGACAAAAACUCCUAAAUGCACAAUUAAAUAUUAUCCAUCUGGCGAAGAAAACUCAAUAGAUAUAACACCAAGACAAUUUAAUAAAACUUAUCAACUUGAUAAUCUAGUUCUUGGAAUUCGUCCAGUUGAACUUCAACCAGAUGGAGUUUCAUAUCUUACUACUCCAAAUUCACCUGUUAUCAUCUCAAAUAUUUUUAUUGGAGUCAAUUCUGAUGAUUCACCAACAACAUGGAAUUAUCAUGAAUGCCAACUCAAAAUUGUGGAUAUGAAAAUUAUUAAUGAAGAUGUUUCAUUUAAUGAAAACAAUCGUUGUAUAAUACAAUUUCUUCUUGAAAUUCCACAAUUAUAUCAUUGCACAUUAAAAUCUGGUUUCAAACUACUUGAAGUUUCACUGAUAACAAAUGAUGAUUUAAGUUAUAUCUAUAAAAUUGCUUUUGAAAAUGAUAUUCAAAAUCCAGCAUAUUUUAAAGUGAAUAUUGAUUCAAUUAAUCUGCAGCUCACUAUUAUCAAGGAACGUUUAUCUAAUCAGCAACAGAUACAUAAUGGUCUUCAAUUGAAACCAUUAUCAAACCAAGAUAAUAUCACAGAUUUCAAUCAUUUUUUUGUACGAUUUUGUCUGCAAGAUGUUGGAAUGAAUAAUUUUGAUCAUCCAAAAUCGUAUUCACAUUCAAUUGUGCAAUCAAUGGAAUUGAUUGAUAUAAAUGAAUCGAUUAAUAUGAUGCAAACUUCUUAUCCAGAAAAUAAUGAAUUACAACAAAAUUAUUAUCAAUAA